Molecule: messenger RNA, 2015 nt
Organism: Lonchura striata (white-rumped munia)
Lineage: Eukaryota; Metazoa; Chordata; Aves; Passeriformes; Estrildidae
Source: RefSeq, a predicted model, not a curated record
AUGUGCGUGUGCACACCCACGCCCAGCGGCCAGAAGCUCCCUCCGUGCGUGAGCGCGCCUGGCCAAGGUCACGCGUGUGCGCGCAGCAUCUGUGUCAGCGGCUGGCGCGGAGCCGGGCGGGGGGGCCCGGCCUUGGCCGGGGCAGCAGCGGGAGGAGGAGGAGGAGGAGGAGGAGGAGGAGGAGGAGGGAAGCGCGGCUCAGACAGCGCGGCGCCAGCAAACACCUGCAAACAGCUCCGGGCACACAAUGGCAAAUACAGGUGGGAACCGCCGCCUCCGUCAGCGCAGCGAUUGCAUCAGACUGCGGCGCUUGCCAAGAGGCGAACGAGCCGGAUCCCGGGCCACCGGCACCGCAGCGGGGCCGCGCUCGACCUUCACCACUCCUCCUCCCCGGGAUUAGUUUAUCCCCUCUUCACCCCCUUUUCUGCACCCCUGCAGUGUAGCUGGGGUGGUAAAAGUAACGCCGGACUUACUCCGCCAGGAGCAUUUUUCUCGUUCCAGCUGUUCUCCCUGAGGGUUUUCCAGGAAAGCAUCGGCAUCCCACAACAGCCAAGAUGCAGUGGUUUCUGGAUGGACACCUUCACCUGCCUCUCACCGUGCCGGACAGCCCGUGUCACUGCAUCCUACCCCACCCAGAGGUGCCAGAGGAUACCCUGCCCUGGGCACAUCAAGCUGGGGGGAGGGAGGAAAGUUCCCAGGGGCUGGUGAUCCAGUUGUACCGGGUGGUGCUUUUUGGAAGCUCCACGUGCUGCUUUUCUCUGUGGAAAUGCCCAUGGACAAGAUGCAUUUGGCAGGUGCUAGCUGCACCCCAAGCUCCUGUUCUCUGUCAUUGGGAUAGAGGCUGAAGUGUGUGUGGGUGAAGCUUUGUAUCACUCUGUGCUCCGAGACCCUUGUGUCUUCUCCCUCCUCCUGUUCCCAUUAUGCAGCCUUUAACCCAGCACCCCUGGAUGCUGCAGCACCCUAGGGACACCCCAAUGCCACGGGGCAGAACCCUCAUCAUGCCUGGCUAAGCCCAUGGCAGCAAAACCAGAGCCAAGCACAGGGAAUAAAGAUGAUGGUGCUACAGGUGGGGGUGAAGUCAAUUUAACUUCAUCCUAGGCAGGCCAGCACCUUCCCCAGGGAGCAUGAUCUGGGCUCCACAGCUGAGCCAGCCCGGGGUCACAUCUGUUCUGCACCUAGGCCAAAGGGAAACCGGAGCAUUACCCAAGGGAAGGGAAAAGCAUUUUUGCUCCCAACACCUCUUCCCUGCAGUGUUGACUCCAAGGAGAUCAGGCCAAGCAGGGACUGCUCUCUCAAUUCUACCUGGGGCAGCAAAAGCAGUCCAGAAACUCCUCUACCCCUAUGGAGUAUAUCCUGGCGGAGCAGCUCAAAUCCAGCAUCAGGGCACCUAUCAGCUCAUUUCCACAUGGCUAAAAGUGGAAAAAAGUGUGUUUUUCCCUCCUUCCCAGGGCUCCAGCUACACCUCUAGAUGGUCCCCGGGGCUCAGCAUCUCGUCUUCACUCCUUCCGUAUCAGAUGAGCACAGCAGCACACAAAAUAGCUGGCAGCUCAGGGUUAAUUCCUCCCAUACCUGAGCUGACAUUUCUAUUACACAAUUAAGGAGAUUCCUGCAGUAACCCUAGAAGUUCCCAUCGAAGUCUGGGAGGCUCCCACUGCCCAGGGGGUUUUCCCACUCAGAGGUGCACCCCAGCUCCCUCCAUCCCAGCGAUGAAGGAUAAAAACCAAUCAAAAUUAUAUUGACUUUUAUUAUGCAAAAAUGGUAACUUUUAUAAAAAGUUUAUAAAGCAAGUACAAGGCAUGUUCGCAGAAAAUCACCUUCCUGCACAAAAGGUACAAAAAGUUAUACUCUAGUAUAGAGCUCCACAAUACACGAGGCCACAGCCCCAGAGUUUAGUUCAUAAUCGAGGAUGUUUGUCCCCCCUCCACAAAGCCCCCUAAUUCCCACCCCGCCAUCUCAUUAAACACCUUUAAAAAAAAGGACUCGCUGCUAUAAUCCAAAAAUAUACAGACAACCUG